AUGUACUUUAAAACCCCGUUGAACACCAAUCGUUUGUUACUCUUGCUUUUUGGAGCACCGGGGACGGGAAAAGGAACUUAUGGGAAGCGGUUAGCGGCCGAUUAUGGCCUCGCCCAUCUUUCUACCGGUGACCUAUUGCGUGGAGAGAUCCGAAGGGAGUCCACACUUGGCAACCAGAUAAAAGAUGCGGUGUUAACCGGUUCGAACGUUGGCGAUGACACCAUUUGUCGAAUCGUCAGUGUCGAAUUAGAGAGACACUGCAGAAGCGUGAUUUUGGACGGCAUUCCUCGCACCGCGUUUCAGGCACGCUUCGUAAAAUCUGUCGCGUCCUCGUUACGGUUGCCCCUCGUAGGGGUCGACCUCACUCUCGAUCGCAGUAUUUUGAUUCAACGCUUAUUAGGUCGAAGGCAUUGCACCUAUUGUAACAAAGAUUAUAACACCUGUACUAUAAACAUAGGGGACUAUGUGAUGGACGCCAUCUUGCCAUCAAAGAAUGACAUCCUGAGGUGUCCGGGUUGCUCCGACUUAAAGCGCAGGAAAGAUGACACAGAGGACGUUAUAGAACGUAGAUUAACAAUAUACGAAAAUGACCGGGCGGAGAUUCUAGCUGCGCUAAAAGGGGUGCCUAUAAUGACUUUCGAAGUAAAACGCGGAUUAGAAGAGUAUUAUAAGUUUAAAGAUCAACUUGAGGGCUUCGUAAACGAACACAUACAGUGA
This is a messenger RNA of Babesia sp. Xinjiang, 717 nucleotides long. RefSeq names its product putative adenylate kinase. NCBI's taxonomy places the organism in Eukaryota, Apicomplexa, Aconoidasida, Piroplasmida, Babesiidae. The record is from RefSeq and is a predicted model, not a curated record. The coding region runs from base 1 to 717 and encodes 238 amino acids. Gene Ontology annotation, biological process: nucleobase-containing compound metabolic process. The transcript has 6 exons. Gene Ontology annotation, molecular function: AMP kinase activity; ATP binding. Gene Ontology annotation, cellular component: mitochondrion; cytoplasm.